AUGGAAGAGCACGCUCAAGAGAUGGAUCGCGUUAACAACGAGCUAGCAGACCUUCGAGGGAAUGUAGGAACAAUUAUGGAACUACUUCAGGUUAUUAAUGCAAAGAUGGAUACUCAGCCUACUGUGGUUUCUGAGAUCAACACUACCGCUGCCGUAGAUCCGCCGGUUGUUUCAGUUGAGAACUCGUUUCCUUAUGGUCUUUCGCAGAGUUUCAUACAUCCGCCUGUUGUUACGUCAGUUCAACAAACUAUGCCGGUUGCACAACAAGCCAUGCCGGUUAUACAGAACGUUCAACAGACUGUGCCUUUGGUUCCCGAGCCUCCAAAGGUGGUCCCUACCUUCACACAAGCUAAUGUCCAUACGCGGGUGCAGCCUUAUCUUAAUGAGCCUGUUUAUGAAAUUCUGGAUGAUACUGAUGAAGGUUACCAUCCGCGUGAUAGGCUCCGCGAGGAGGUUAUUACUAUUGAUAAAAGAUUAAGAAAGAUGGAAGGAGACCAGAUCUUUGGUGCUGCUGCUAGAGACAUCUGUUUGGUUUCCGGUUUAGUUAUUCCGCCAAAGUUCAAGACUCCGAACUUUGACUGCUAUGAAGGGACUACAUGUCCGAAAAGCCAUUUGAUAAUGUACUACCGUAGGAUGGCUGCCCAUGUGGAAAAUGACAAGUUGAUGAUCCACUGUUUUCAAGACAGUCUGAAAGGUGCCUCGUCGAAGUGGUAUUUAACAUUGGACCAAUCUCGCAUCAAGUCUUUUCAAGAUUUGUCUGACGCUUUCAUUAAGCACUAUAAGUACAACAUGGACUUGGCUCCUAACAGGAGACAACUUUUGAGUAUGACGCAGAAAAAUUCUGAAACCUUUAAGGAAUACGCCCAGCGAUGGAGGGAAAUUGCUUCCCAGGUUGAACCUUCAUUGACUGAUAAAGAAUUAGCUGACUGGUUUGUUGACACCGUUCGUCCUAAGUUCUAUGAAAGGAUGGUGGGUAGUGUAACCACGAAUUUCGCUGAUAUUGUUGUUGUUGGAGUAAAGGUUGAAUUAGCUAUGAAGAGUGGAAAGAUGUCCAGUGGGUCUAGCAGUACGAGUUCGAAGGACCAAGCUAAGAAGACUUCCGUCAAUCCUCAGAGAAAGAAGGAAGGAGAGACUCAUGCUGUGUCUUCAGAUAGGAGAAGGAAUAGGCAGUAUCAAUAUCCUCCACAUUAUGCCCAACCACAGGGAUACCCGGUCCAGUACGCGCCACCGCCGUACGUGGCUGCUGUUGCACCAUCUUUUAACCAACAAACUCCACAAGCGCCCGUUUAUCAGCCCAUGCAACAGGUUCCUGGUUAUCCGCCUCCGGUUUAUCCUCCUCCGAAUUAUCAACAAGCAUCCAACGCUCAGGCGAGUCAACAACCGAGGAACCAGGCACCUCGCCAGAAUGCUCCAAGGAGACCAUACAAGACUUGUCCACCGAUUCCGAUGACGUUCACCGAGUUGUAUCCUUACUUAGUGCAACGCGGUUUGGUCACUACUCGAGCUUUGGGACCACCUCUGAAUCCUUUGCCAGCCAACUACAACGCCGCCGCUCAUUGUUUAUUUCAUGAGGGUGCGCCAGGUCACGACUUGGAGAACUGUUAUGCUUUGAAAAACCUUGUGAGGGAUCUGAUGGAAAAGAAGAUUCUGUCAUUCAACGAUCCGCCGCCCAAUGUCAAAAGUAACCCUUUGCCUGACCAUGGGGCUGUUAAUGCCAUUGAUGCUUCGUCUGAAGAGAAUUCUAUCCUUGAUGUAGCUCAGAUUAAGACUCCGCUCAAGGCAUUCCAUUCAAAGCUGUUUAAAGCAGGCCUAGUAUCUGUUUCCCAUAUCGGUUGUACGAGCUGUAAGGGAUGUGAUAAGGGUUGUGUUAUGGUUCGGAAAGACGUUUAG
This is a messenger RNA of Lathyrus oleraceus (garden pea), 1890 nucleotides long. RefSeq lists its product as uncharacterized. The transcript has a single exon. The record is from RefSeq and is a predicted model, not a curated record. The coding region runs from base 1 to 1890 and encodes 629 amino acids. NCBI's taxonomy places the organism in Eukaryota, Viridiplantae, Streptophyta, Magnoliopsida, Fabales, Fabaceae.